AUGCCGAUACUGAGUGAAAAAACUAAGGCAAUUGUCGAUGAAAUUGAACGAGAACGAAAAAAAAACGACGAUGAAGAUGAUCACCAUCAUGGAACAGCAAUGACGCCACCCAAUCAAGAUUUUUCGUUCCUGAGAACACCUUCACACGGUAAACGUUCGAUUCAUUAUGACAUUGAAUCGAUAGAUCGAUCUGAACAACGACCGUUGCGAACUAUUCCAGACAAUGAACCUUCCGUUGACAAUGUUCUCCGACGACGAUAUAUCGCACAUUGGGGCUUGCCAGAAUGGCUUGGAGAUAAUCAUUUCCUAUUACAAAAACAUCGACCACCUGCAAAUUCCGUUCGAGAAUGUCUUAUAUCCAUCGCCUCAAUACAUAGCGAAACAGUGAAUAUCUGGACGCAUUUAAUUGGAGCGCUAUGUGUCGCUGUUACUUUCGUUCUAUUUCUCGUUGAUAAUCAUAGACAGAUGGAUUUGAGUGAUUACAUAUCAUUUAGUAUUUUUUUCAUAUCUGCGAUCUUAUGUUUAACAUUUUCAACGUUAUUACAUGUAUUUAUCAAUUAUUCACCACGUGUUAUGGUUAUCGUUUCCAAACUUGAUUACAUGGGCAUUAAUAUUUUAAUUUUUGGCUCAAUGAUUCCAGUUAUUCAUUACUUUUUUUAUUGUUAUUUUAAAUUAAAAACAAUCUAUAUUAGUAUUCUACUUGUUUUAUCACUGGCUUCCGUCAUUGGCACGAGCAGUGCUACAUGUUCACAACCACACUGUCGUCCAUUCAAAGCUAUUCUGUUUAUUGCGUUGGGUCUUUACGGUGUCGUACCGGCCGUUCAUGCAUGCAUUCUUCACGGUUUUCCUCGUAUGUUUCAAAUGGGUUUUCUUUAUCUUUGUAUCAUGGCUGUAACAUAUAUCGCUGGCGGUGUAACCUAUGCAGUUCGAGUGCCAGAACGAUUCUUUCCUGGUCGUUUUGAUAUCGUUGGACAAAGUCAUCAUAUCUUGCAUGUCGCGGUAAUAGUUGCUAUUUACUUGCACUUUUAUGGCAUCUGUACAUUAUUUCACAAUGUUAUUCGAACUGAACAAUGCAUCUUGCCGAUAACCUUCAAAUUUGGAGUGGCCGAUUUGCCCGUUCUCUCUUCCAGUACUUCGAUCAAAUCUUAG
Messenger RNA from Adineta ricciae, 1149 nucleotides. Lineage: Eukaryota; Metazoa; Rotifera; Eurotatoria; Adinetida; Adinetidae. The record is from the annotation of a GenBank genome assembly.